ACGGAGUGGAAGUUGCCUGAUGACGUGUACGCCGUUGCCAGGGCUAGGGCCCUCGGCUCCCAAUGAAAAGCUAUAAGAAGUUGAAGUAACUUAGCAGUCGCUCCAUAGGUCAGGAGCUAUGGCGCAGCAAGUAAUGACCAACCUGGGUCCCAGGAGGAAAGGGAGCGCUCGGCUAGACCCACUGCCGUUCGCCAAUGGCCGGACAUCUCCUACGGAGAUGGCAGGGGAGCCCCAGGUGGUGCUGCCGGAUGGAAGGGCUGCUUCCUCACACCUGCCACCGCUCAACCGCGCGCGAGAUCCCGCCAGCGAGACGUUUGACUCGGUUCUCGCGGAGGAGGUGAGCCCGGGUGUGAGCCCAGCUCGGCGGGCGCGCAAGGCGGCGCUCAUGACGCGGUCCGUGGACGUGGACCACCGCACCGUGCUGCAGGCGUCCCUGGCGUUGGAUCAGAAGGAGCGGGAAAUGUCGCUCGUCCGCGACAACAAGCGCGAGUACGGGCGCAUCCUGCUGGAGCUGUGGGUGAACCAGGUGCUGGACGCGCAGAGCACCAGUGCGGCGGGGGCGCUGGGGGCGGCAGGCAAGGUGUCAGACGCACUGAAGAUGGACGCCAGCGCGCUGCGCGGCCUGGCCAGCUACGGUCUGACGCGUGUGGAGCUGCUGGGCGCGGGGCUGUCCAACGAUGCCAUCGACCGGCUGUACCGCUGCAUGUACGUAUACACGGUGGGCUUCUUCGAUGUCAUGCAGGACAUCCUCUCCCACAACGACUUCCGCACCGAGAUCCUGUCCAACGUGUGGAAGGGCUUCCUAACCAUCGCAGAGAGCGCACUGCAGGUUUCCUUCCGCUCCGACUACCUGAAGCUCUACCAGUCGCAGCAGGUGGCCAUGGCGGAGCUGCUGUUCGCUAAGGAGCAGCUGACGGAGGCCCAGCAGGACUCUGUGAACACCGAGAAGGCCAUCGCGUGGCUCACCAACGCUCAUGCGGAGGAGCGGGCGGCGCGGCAGAUGAUCAAGGCGCAGCUGCAGGAGGUGCAGGGUAUGUUGGAGCGGGAGCGCCAGGCCCACCAGGCGGCGGUGACCAAGUACGUGGCGGAGGUGGAGGAGAGGGUGCGGCUGCAGGCGGAGCUGGUGAGCGCCACGGCCAAGCUGGCGGAGGCGGCGGUGGCGCAGGUUGACCUGGUGGUGCAGCGCGACCAGCUCACCUCGCAGCUGCUGGCGGCGGAGCAGCGCGCGGGGCGCAUCGUGGAGCACGUCAAGGGGAUGUACGACGCGCUGGCCAUGGAGAAGGCAUUCACGCCCAACCCCCAGCUGGUCACCUCCCUGGACGCGUUGCUCAGCUCCGCAGCCGCCUCCGCCCAGGCGUCAGGCAGCCAGGAGGCCCGGACGCAGGCGGCGGAGGCGGAGGCGCGGGCCAUAGCGGCGGCGGAGGCGGAGGCGCGGGCGGAGGCAGAGGCCCAGGCAGCCGCUGCGGCUCCGGGGGAACCGGGCGAGGGCGCAGCGGAGGGUGCUGCGAGCGAGGGGGCUGCUGGGGCGGUCGCGGUUCCAGUAACAGCCGCCCCCACCUCCUCUUCUUCGGUGCUCCCGGCCGCGUCUGUUUCCGGGCCGGGGGCAGCGACAGCGGCAACUGGCGGGGUUGCAAGGGGCUCCGCGAGUGGGGGAGCAGCGCCGCCCGGCCGCUCCUCCGGCACGGGGGGGGCGUCCACCACCGGUCGGGGAUCCAACACGGGGGGCCGGCUGUCGGUGACGGGCUUGCUGGGGGCGGCUGUCACGGCAGCCAACGAGGGCGGGUUGGGGAGCAGUCUUGCGGGCGGCAGCGGCAACAACAGUGCGGCGCUGAGCUUCAAGGGCCCCAAACCCUGGCCGCAGCUGCCGCCGCUGGAGGCCGCGGCGCGCUCCGAAGCCACCAUGCUCUACGCGGAUCUCAUUUCGGAUCUGACGAAGCAGUUGUACGGCAUGUGGCGGGAGCAGAGCGAUCACGCCACCAGCACCACCCGCUCGCUGUACGAGGCGCGCGACAACCUGCGGGACUCGCGGAUGCGGGAACACGAGCUGCAGCUUGAGUUGGGUCGCACCCGCAGCUCGGCACAGGAGCUGCAGCGGCUGCUGGAUGACAGCGAGGCGGGGCGGGGGCGGGCGCAGGCGGCGCUGGAGGCGACACAGGCGGCGCUGCAGGCACUCAAGGAGGCCAAGGCCGCCGCUGACGAGAGCAUCUCCGACCUGACCCACUCGCUGGACGCCACGCGGGACAGCCUUGAGAGGACACAGGUGGAGCGCAACCGGCUGCUGGCCUCCCUGCGCACCGCCGAGGAUGACAUCGACACGCGCGACACGCGCAUCCGGCGGCUGGAGCGGCGGUUGGAGGCGGGGGAGGACACGCUGGGCGAGGUGUCGAGGGCCAUGGUUGUGUAUGCGAAGGCGGCGGCGGCGCAGGACAUCGCUCGCGGCUACUUCAAGAAGCGAUUCCUGGAGGCCUCCAAGCGGGCAGGCGACCUGCAGUGGAGCAUAUUCAGGGCGGAAAGACAGGUCCGCGCGCUGGAGGGCAAGAUCGAGCACAAGAACACGGAGCUGGCCACCCUCGCCUCCGCCACCGAGCAGGCCAAGCACCAGGCGGAGCAGGUGCAGCUGUCGCUGGCGGGGGCCAUGAUGGACAUCGAGAACAAGAAGGCGAUGAUCGGUUCCCUGGAGCGCGCCCUGAACAGCGCCCGCGAGGAGAUCCAGAAGCUGCGACAGGACCUGGAGGAGACCGUGAAGCGCGCGGAGACGGCGGAGAUGGAGCUGGAGGACGCUCGCGAGGAGAUCCAGCGCCAGAGUGAGGGCAUGCAGGCGCUGGAGGGGCGCAUCGCCACCGCGGGGGAGGAGCGCGCGCGGCUGCUCAAGCAGGUGGAGCGGCUGGUCAGCGAGAAGGCGGAGGUGGAGAGGAUGUCCAAGCAGCAGCGCGACUCCCUGCAGUCGGAGAUCAACCGUCGUGGCAUGGAGAUUGCCUCCCUGCGCGCCGAGCUGGAGACGGUGAACGGGCGGCUGGAGGCGACGCGGUCGGAGCUGGCGGGCGUGCGGGAUCAGUUGGAGCGGAAGAGGGAGAAGAAGAAGAGGUGGAAGCACCUGCACGACCAGUCCUCCGCGCAGUGCGAGUCCCUGCGCGGUGCCCUGGCGGAGCGGGAGGGGCUGGUGGCGGAGCUGGCGGCACGGCUGGAGCCGCUGGAGGUGGAUGUGGCGCUGCUCAUGGCGGACAGGUGUCGCGACAUGUCCGCUGUCAACCCGCCCGAGCCGGCGCCGGAGAAGGACACCGCGGAGGCGCAGGACCAGCCGGAGGGCGACAUCACCGGCGUGCAGCUGCAGUGGGACGAGUGCACCCGGCAGAUGCUGGAGCUGUCGGCAAGGCUUGAGACCCAGCAGCGGGCAGUGGAGGCGGCGAGGCGGGAGUACGAGACCGCCCGCGCCGCCUUCUACGAGUCGCCCACAGAGGAGGGGCGCAAGGCGAUUCUGCUGGGGAUAGAGGCUGUGCUGGCCAAGCUGCGAGUGGAGCGCGCGGAGACGGAGUCCGACCUCAACCGGUUGCGCGAGCGGCAGAUCCAGCUGCGGGCGCACAUGCAGGGCCACGAGAACGUGGCGUUCAAGAUCCGCAUGAAGCUGCUCAGCAAACGGACCAACAAGACCGACUUUGCGUUGAAGCACGAGCUGGUGUGUAGGCUGGAUGAGGCGCGGGAUCGAACCAACCUGCUGCAGGGCUCUGUGGACCAGCAGACUGCCGCCGCCACCACCGCCCAGAUGCGCGCCGCCAAGCUGGAAAUGGACUUUGUGAAGACGGAGGCGGAGCUGCGGGACCUCAGCGACAAGCUCCGCCGCACGCUGGAGUUCAAGGUGGAGUUGGAGCGGCAGGUGGCGCAGUACAAGAACAUGGUGGCCUUCCUGCAGGCCGAGGUGUCCAGCCUGAGCAGGGAGAGGGACGCGCUCAAGGCCAACCUGCAGGACGCCGACGCGCGCAUCACCGCCCUCACCAACGACGUGUCGGAGGCUCAGAUGGCGGUGGGGACGACCAGCAAGAGGCUGGAGCUCAAGUACGAGUCGGAGAAGCGCGAGGCGCUGGCCGCCGCUCUGGACCGGCAGCGCAUCCUGGAGGGCAAGAUGGCGGCGUGCGAGGCGAGGAUGAAGGAGGUUGAGGCGCUCAACCGCUCCGCCAACGACUCCCUGCGCCGCUACCUUGCCGCCACCCUGCACCAGCUGGAAACCCGCAUGCCGCCCGCAUUCAUCUGGCACAUCGCCCGACCCGAACACAUUCGCGAAGCCAUACUGGCAUGCAGCGGCAAAGCCAGGACGCCACAGCAGCAGCAGGAGGGGGCGGGGGGUGCGGGGGGUGCGGGAGCCGCAGCAGCGGCGGUGGCGGCGGUGUUGGCGGAGGGGGAGGGGAGCAAGCCCAAUGCGCCGCCGCCGUCAUUGGUGGCGGCGCUGGGCGGAAUGCCUUUCCGUACGAAUUUCGACUAUGACCGCGACACGGUGCUGAGCUUCAUGUCGGGCAGCUGGUCGUUCGACAUCACACUGGUGGUGAUCAGUCAGGUGUAUGUGGAGAAGCUGCUGGCGGACAUACGCGCGGAGGAGGGCCUGCUGGGCGGCAUGGCGGGUCCGCGCCACUCGCUGGAGUCGGUGCUGUACGACUUCUUCACGCUGCACUUCGGCUGCCGCCCGGCCGCGGAGCUGCACCUGGCGGCCUUCCUGGCCUCGGUGCGCAGGUUCAGGACGCAGCACCCCAAGGUGCGCACGUUCGCCCGACUGCUGGGGCUGCCCGAGCCGCCGCCCACCCCCAGCUCCUCGGAGGACGUGCUGACCCGUGGGUCACUGCCGCCGCCCGCCGUGGAAUUCUACCUGGCACUGGUCAACAGGGUCCACGCGCGCGCGGGUCCGCUGAUCGCCGAGGCCGCGGAGGGCUUCUCGCUGGUCAAGUCCAAGGUGCUCGCUCGCAUCGCGCGGGAGUUCCUGCGCGGCUCCUUCGCCACCACGCGGGAUGACGUGGCGGCAACACCCGAGCACAUACGGCACAUGGCCCUGAAUGACGAGGAGAAGGCCAUCGACCUGGAGCUAGCCCUGGAGGCCAUGCUGCGGGCCUUCAUGACGCAGUACCACGAGGACUUUGAGGCCCUGUGCGCCACUUUCAGGGCCAGCUUCGACAACGUGGGCCGCAAACUGGUCACGCUGGACGACCUGUCGCUCUUCCUGCGCCAGCUGAACGCGGAGAAGGCGGCCUCGCUGCCGCCCUCGCGCGCGCUGGCCAUGUACGUGGAGGCGUCGCGGGCGGCGGGGGCCAACGCGGAGCAGCUGGGUCGGGAGCUGUGCCGUGCGGUGCUGAACAGCGGUUUCGUGGGCAUCUCCACGCACGUCACGCGGCACGAGCCCAUGCGCUCGCUGCCGCCGUACGACGAGUUCGAGCUGCUGGAGGAGAGCUGGCGGCUGAUGCGGGUGGCGGUGGAGCAGCAGGUGGCGGUGCUGAGGACGCACACAGAGAGUGUCAAGUGCGACGUCACCGCCUACGUGGACCUGGCUCGCCGGGUGGACGAGCUGGUGGGCGGGCGGGACAACCCGCAGCCCGCCUGGUCCACCUACCGCCGCCUGCUCACCACAUACUGCUCGCUGCGGGAGGCGGUGGAUGCGAUCCUGCCCUUCGACCCGCCCAUCGGCACGCUGCUCAACGCCAGCCGCGCUCGUGCCACCAUCGCUGUGCCCGCACCCGAGGCGGCGCCCGGAGAGGAGGGCGAGGCCGCUGCGGCCCGACCCCGCACCGAGGAGGAGACUCCGUCGCCGGCGGACGGGACGUCACGGGAAGCCUCACCCGCAGGUCGCCGCCCCGCGCUCAAGACCAGCGCCAGCCGCAAGAACCUGGGCAAGGCUCUGUCGCGGGAGAGCUCGGGGCGCUUCACGCUGGAGCCGGCCAUGUUCGACCUGUCGGGGACGGGCGGCGCCACGGCGGCGGCGGCACGCAAGAGCGGCAAGCUACUGGCACCCAGAGGAGCCAACCCGGACGGCGCGACCCUCUCCCGCUACUCCACGAUGGCGCCGGACCGGGUCGCCAGCCCACCCGACGCAGUGUCCGCUGCUAUUGCCAAGCUGCAGGAAGAGAAGAAGGAGGAGGCCUAGAGAGGGGCUGGGCAGCUGCGGGGGUUUGAGGGGUGCGGAACUUUGGAAGCGCAGGUGCAAAUGUAGCUGCGGGUGCAGUAGUAUAUAUAGGUGUGGCAUGCUCAUGAACUGGGUUUGGUAGGGAUUUUGCUAGUACCGGUGGUAGCAUCACUGCUAUUGUGCUUGUUAGGUUCGACUAGGUGUUUAGUCAACGUAUGGCGUCUGGUGACCUAUACUUAUCGUAUCAGUCCGUUGAACAGUAUUCGUGAACGCUGAGCCUUGCCUUCCAUCCCCGUGUGAUACUUUCGGUCUGGGGGCAUCCAAUUGCGCGGUGGCUUUGGGCAUGGAUAGUACUGUGAUCGGCGGGGAGCGGACGGUGCAUGCGACGUUUGGCAUUUGACAAUUAUGAAGCCCAGGCCUGCUAAUAAGGGUGGGAAGCGGCAAGCCAUGUGGAUGCAUGCACUUGUUCAGGAGUGGCCUAGGUUUACCUCACUAAGCAUUCAGAAGGGCAAAGCCUAUUGUGAGAUAGGUUAGCCACACCGAAACCUACCCAUUGUCGACCUAUGGAUUGGCUGGUAUGUCAUGAUGACUAUAUUUAUGCACACAUGGUGGGGUAGGUUCGCAGGGUAGAUGUUAGCCCAUGGACUUGGCGUAACUGGCUAGGCCAAUGUCUAUCACUUAAUCCGAUUGCAGUUGUUUUGCAAACUCAUCAGGAGCAAGCCCUCUGCAGUAGUUAAACAGAGUGUGCUCUGCGCCCCAAACCGACGAAGGGACGGCAUGUCAAUACGCCCUACACAUCACGGCGAAGCUGCUGUUAAUGCAUCAACGAAGUCCCCCCUAACAGGUGGGGAAACCCUACUUAGGCCUCCAAGUUCUUUCUCUAGGAAGACGCGGGUCACUGGAGGGGAGCAAGUCAAGAGUCCACCAUACCACACUUGUUCUGCCAGCAACCAAGUCAAUAAUCAGGAUGCGAAACCAUCAUCCUGCUAGGUUCUCUAUUGCGAGAGCUAGCACGGAGUCAUUGCUAGUGUUACUACUGGGGCGCGGAUGCCCCAUGCAAGUCACUAUGCCACUAGGCCCACGCAAAGCCACACGUGGAUACCCACGUCAAAACUAAUUCGCGUGUCAAGCUACAGCACCGGAGCACCACAAUCCCUUGGUGCUACACUGCGGAGGCCUGACGCCCGGCCCAACGUUCUCGUCAUGUACGUCAUCAGUCAUCAUAAAGAUUAGGUGCACAAAUCUAGGCAAAUCAUCUGCACUGUCAGGCCGUAUCCUCAACCUAAAGCAUUUCUCACCUCACCCCUCCCAGCUCGCUCGCGUGCACAUUAUCACACAACCAAGCCACUAAACAAAUCAACAUGUACGACGCUUCGCCUUCAAGUGUGUUUGGUCAUAUCGUUAGCGAGAAGUACAAGACGUCAUUGUCGACUACAGCUACAGGACCCACUACAAACCCUAACGCCGACUCGCUGCCGGCGCCCCGCCUUGACUUGCUCCAGGCACCCGGAUCUGCACAUCGCUCGGCGACGCCGACUGGACAGAGAGGUCGUCCCGCAAACUGUUUGCGAUGCUGGCGCUCUGAGCUGCCAACGGCUGGUCGAGGCUUCCACUGACAGAGUUGCUGCCUGCGUACUGGUACCGUGCGUUGCGGCGGCGACGGUACCAAGCAGCCACCAGCACGAUAGCCAGCA
Astrephomene gubernaculifera is the source of this 7791-nucleotide messenger RNA. NCBI's taxonomy places the organism in Eukaryota, Viridiplantae, Chlorophyta, Chlorophyceae, Chlamydomonadales, Astrephomenaceae. The record is from the annotation of a GenBank genome assembly.